Messenger RNA from Taeniopygia guttata (zebra finch), 4551 nucleotides. It is a transcript of the gene FGL1, whose product is annotated as fibrinogen like 1. Gene Ontology annotation, biological process: blood coagulation, common pathway; positive regulation of heterotypic cell-cell adhesion; platelet aggregation. Gene Ontology annotation, molecular function: protein-macromolecule adaptor activity; extracellular matrix structural constituent. The record is from RefSeq and is a predicted model, not a curated record. Gene Ontology annotation, cellular component: fibrinogen complex. NCBI's taxonomy places the organism in Eukaryota, Metazoa, Chordata, Aves, Passeriformes, Estrildidae.
UUUUUUUUUUUUUGUUACACCUCUGACAUGUAACUUCUAGUCUGAGUGAUUAUUGGCUUUUUUUCUUAAAUCCAUUGAGUCUCUUACACUCUCUAUGUACCUCUGAAGCCUAAGAGAUUUCGUCUGUGACUAUGGAAAAACUGAAGUAUAAAGCUGAGCAUGAUACAGAGAGCAGUUUCUUGAACCACAACAGUGAAAGAGAAUAGAUGAUCCUUUGUUAUUUUUGGUUUAUUUUUGUUUAAGAAUUGUUGUGUUAGGCACAGAAUUACCGUCAUCUCCUUCUUAUGUUGCAAUUUAGUCUUGAUAACUGCAGCUUCUCAGCAGCAUUCCAGCCCAGUGACUCAUAGCAGAUGUAAGCCUCAACUCUGCAGCAUUUAAUAGCAAAAACAAUCGCAGCUUGGGAAGGGCUCUGGAAUUAUUUGCAUCAGCUUAAGAAGAUUUAACAACUUUGAGUUCUGUCCAGGAGUUAAAGCUUCCAAAAUGAAGAUUUUGAUAAUGAUUGAUUUUGUCCUUGCAGCUAGCUUGAUGGAUGUCAUUGGCAGCUCUGAUUUACAGAAAUGUUUUCAAGAGCGGAUACGACUUCAGGGCCAGGUGAGGCUUCUGGAACACCGUGUGAAACAGCAGCAGUUAAAAAUUAUACAGCUAUUAGAGAAGAAAGAGAUUCAGUACAGUGACAGAGAAGAUGAAAACAGUGUCAUUGAUUUGGGAGGAAAAAGACAGUAUUCAGAUUGCGCAGAAAUCUACAAUGAAGGUCAUAAGCAAAAUGGAUUUUAUAAAAUAAAACCAAUCCAGAGUCCUAGAGAAUUCUUUGCGUUCUGUGACAUGUCUGAAGGAGGUGGCUGGACUGUGUUUCAGAGACGGUCUGAUGGCAGCCAGAAUUUUGAUAGACUCUGGGCUGACUAUGAAGAAGGCUUUGGAAAUUUUGUUUUGAAAAAUGGUGAAUUUUGGCUUGGAAACAAAAAUCUUCAUUAUUUGACUAAUCAAGGGAAUUAUACAUUAAGAAUUGAUCUAACUGAUUUUGAAGGAGAACGACGUUUUGCACAAUAUGCAAGAUUCAGAGUUGCAGGAGAAGAGCACUCUUAUGAGAUGAGUUGUGGUGAAUACUCUGGGACAGCUGGUGAUUCCCUUACUGGUGGAUUUCAUCCUGAAGUAAAAUGGUGGGCUGAUCAUCGAGGAAUGAAAUUCAGUACUAGAGACAGGGAUAAUGACAACUAUGAAGGGAACUGUGCUGAAGAGGAAAAGGCUGGCUGGUGGUUUAACAGGUGUCACUCUGCCAACCUGAAUGGUUUGUACUACAGAGGUCCCUACACUGCCAAGACAGACAACGGGAUUGUUUGGUACACCUGGCAUGGGUGGUGGUAUUCCCUAAAAUCUGUUGUCAUGAAGGUCAGACCUGCAGACUUUGAAUGUAAUAUUGUUUAGAUAUUCUAUUAAUAUAUUCACCCAAUUAAUCUCUUAGGAAAUUCAUUCCAAAUUAAAACGGGCAGAUUUUUACUUCUCAAUCUAUGCAUAUAAAAAUUUGGAAUAAUUCCUCUGCAACCAGUAGUUUUAUGAGAUGCAAGUGAAAAGAUAAGCUAGCCUAUGAACAUUUAGAUACAAAUAUUAAUGCUAAUGGAUCCAGGUAUUUUUUUAAAAAGGCAAGUGUUCACCUAAGAAUAAGGACAUCUUCAUUAAGACAGCAAAUUUUUGGUUUCCAGUAACUCCAAAUCCUUGCACACUUAAAACCAAUAGUAUUGUUACUCUGCUGUCUCAAACACGAAAAUUAAUUGUACUUACACAAUUAAAAAACCAUACUCAAAUAGAAGCAUAAUGUUUACUCAGUGGAUGGAACAUAUCUGCUUUGGAAAGGUUCAAGACUUUAGAAAUUAGUUUCCUGUAAAUCCCUCUGAUGUAAUGGUUGGAUGUGUUGUGUACAUAGUACACAUAAAAGGUUUAAAGAAUGAGGCAGGGAACUGAAGAAAGAGAAGGGGUGCUACCAGGGUACAAUCAAUUGAAUCCAGCAUAGAGAAGUGAAUUGUCUGUUGUUUGCUGAGGCUGGUCACAACAUUUCAAUAAUUUUCAAAUGUUUCAAAAUGUUUUUAGAUGGUAAGUAAUUAUGCUUUUCUCCUUCUUCGUAACAGUAAUGCUUUUGCUUUUGCUUUUUCGAAUUUAUAACUCUCUAAUUGUGAAUUUCCUGUUCAGUCACUUCCUCUCCUCUCCCUGUAUAGUUGUCUAAGCUCUCUGGGCUUUUCUCCAUCUCAAAUUGCGUAUCCAUAUUUUUCUUGUACAAGAAUAAUGGUAAGAGAGACUUUGCCUACCCCUAGAUUUUGUGCCUGGCACUACAAUAGACUCUAAUAGCCAGGAAUAACAAGAGUUGCUGAUUAGUGCUUGCUGCCAUGGAGAAGAUAGGAAUACUCUCUAGAAAACUAUCCAAUGAAAUGUAGUCCAUUUCUGCUGGGCAGAUGCAAAUGAAGACCUCAAAGAAAAUAUGAACCUAAGCUUGCUUUCCUAAAAUAAUUUUGCUUUUGUGGUUGAACUGCCACUCUCUCUCCCCCUGUUCAAAUAGUUUUGAAUGUGGCAGCCACUUUCAAUCAUGCUUAAAAUAAUUGAAACUAAAUUUUGGUAAAGGUCAGUUUAUAACUACAUUGCUAUGAAUACAGGACAGCUGAAUUGUAAUUAUCUGCAUGGCAAUUUUUCCUUCCAUUUUCAUCCUCCUGAAACAAAAGUUUGUAAAGAAUCCUUGAGAGAAUUGCAUGGAAUAAGGGAGGGAGGAUGUUUGUAACAACUAAGGGGAAGAAAGAGAGUUCUUAUGAAACAAACUCAAUAAGAUAAAUCAUGCUAUACCUAAGCAAAAAAACCCAAAACAAAUAAACCAAAAGUGUGGAGCAAAAAACAGGGUUCAGGCACUUAAACUCAUGUUAUAAUGUAAAAAAUGUGCCAAUGAAAAUCUGCAGUAGAGGUUUUAAGUUCCCUUUUUUUUUGUGGUAAUAGCAGAUAUUCUAGAUAAUCCAGUCUUUUUCUUGAUGUAUCAACUGAUACUGUGCUGGAGAUGUCUAGCCUUUAGCACAUCCCUGUCCCCAUGCAUGAGAGGACCAAUGAACAGUUAUUCAACUGCUUCUUUUGAACUUUGUUUAAUUAGUUACACCAAAUUACAUUCAGUGUCUGAGAGGAAGGCCCAUCAUUUGUGUGUGUAAGAGGGGCAAGGGGGAGGGAGGGAAGUAAAGAGAGAGAGAGAGGGAGAGAUAGUAAGAGAAAUUCAAGAAUAAAACAGAAAAUCUGAUAAAGAAUUUUUAUUCAAUUUUAUUACAUAACUUAAAUUGGGUUCCUAUGUAACUAUGCAUAUGUCUGUAGGUAUGGGUUAUUAAUAAUGUGAUGGAAGUUUUGGAGUAAUUGAAAAAUUUAUAAAUACAGUAUUUCCCAUAAUGAUUUUCAAAUUAUUUUUCCACUUUAAGAGGAGAAAGUUUUAAUUAUUUGGAAACAACCAAAAAAACCAAAACAACCCAGAAUGCCAUUAUGUAGAAAUUAUAAAAACAUCUUUAGUUUUUACCAGGAAAAUGGAAAGAUUAACUCAUGAAUUUGGAGAGUAUCAAGGCAGAUCAUAUUACACCAAAAUAAAAGACAAGGAGGAUUUAUGCAUAGGAAAGUUGGAUUUUUAAUACAUUAAAAAAAAUACUUUCAAAAUGCACAGAUAGUGCUCAUAAAAUCUGUGAUAACUUUUUUAUACUGCAGCAUAAAUCCAUCCUCUUUAUUUAUAAGAACCCAAAUGAAAUCUUUUGGCUGAAUUAGGGUGCUUUUGACAUAUUCUAAUACAAAAUUUGACUCCUUUUCUAUACUGUAAAUCUUAAAAUGAAGGCUCAAAUCUGUCUUUGUACAUUUUCUAAUGCACUUAUAUGUUUAUUUGAAAGCUCUUCAGAACAAGGAAGCAUCUAGCAUAUUGUCAGCAAUAUGCAAAUAUUGUAUUUAAUUUCCACCACUUUUCCACGGCCUUUCUUUGUGCAAUAAAUCUUUCUGGCCACAUGAAAAGCAUGUGAAAGUGUUGUAAUUCAAAUGCUCAUAUAAUUGUUCUUAAAUAAACAUCCAUUUAUUUUCAAAAGGGAAGUGUUUUAAUAGCUACCAGGCAAGACACAAGGUUGGAAGAGAAUUCUUUCCUUUGUCAGGCUUGCCUGUUCAUAUGAAUUUAUGUCCUCAACAGGUACAAACAUGUUCUAAAUAGUCUUUUUUAUUACAAGAUAGCAGAGCACAGGUCAGAUUAUUUGUUCUGUUGUUAGACAGAACAUUGUUCCCAAACAGCUGAAAAUGAAUACACACUAUUUCAUAGAAAUCACAGAACUCAAAAGAAGAAGAAUAAGAAUUGAGGAAAUAAUAAUAAAAAUGUUUUGUCAGUCAUGUUAAUAAAGAACAUAAGGUAUCUAGAGCAAUGUGGAAUCAAAAAUAUAUCUUUUUGUAGUAUCUGUUCAAGGGAAACACUCUUGUAUUUUAUUUCUGUGUCUGUGUUCUUGAAUUUGCUCAACAUAUUGGAGAGUAAAAGAAUGGAAACCACAAUCCCAGAUGAAUUAAAUGAGCAGUAACAGA